AAAAAGAAUUAAAGCACAAAAAUUAUUACAGUCCACAAAAUUAGGCCAAAGUUCCCUACAUUCUUGCAUCAAGUAAUCGAUUGAUUAGCAGAUGACAGUUUGGAAUUUCAAACAGCUUGUUUUGAUAAUGAUGAAAAUUUAAGUGAAUUUUAUUGUCCUGGUGACUCAGUGGUUAAAGCUUUUGCUUUGUGACUAGGGUAUCAUGGGUUCAAGUCCAGUGUGUACCAGGGUGGUGUCAAAGCUAAGAUGUAAAAUUAAGUAACGACUGCUCCUUUUCCAUGUGCUCGGCAUUUAAAAGUGAGUCACUGGUCUUUCAGAUCAGACCUUAAAGAGUCUAGUAACUGUGUACUACCUUUCAUAUGUAUAAAAAAUUUAGUGUCUAUAGUCUUUUACUAAAUGCAUACCUUUGUGAUUUAGAAGUAAAAUCUCAGAUACAAUAUCACAUAAAGGAUUUUAAAUUGCAGAUAAAUUUGGAUAUAUUUUUUUAAUCUUACAGUCAUUUGAAACAAAAACUAUUAGCUGUCCAUUUUCUUGAUCUGUUAAAUAAAUGGAAGUAAAUUUUAUGAAAUAUAUUACACACCGUCGUUGUGUUUAUAAUGAAUGCUCUUUCAAUAUUCAUUCGACAAAGUUAAAAUGUUUUGUGAAAACCUAGAUUGUAACACUAUACAGCAUUGUUGUACUGUAUACGUACUGCUCAGCUGUAUAUCGGGACUCUAUAGACAUCUGAGUUCAGGAGACUAAUGUGUACACUAGAAGCUGAAUAUCAGAUCCCAGAUCAAAAUUAUUUAAAAUUUAUGCAGAUUUGUAUGCACUAGAUUAUGUAAUUUGGAUAGGUGUUGUAAAGUUGGUCUUAAUUAUUAUCAAUUUUUUUUACAAGGCUUAUAGUGUAACGUAUGAUUAAUUAAUCAUUCAUGACACUUUAUUGUUGCCGAAAUAUGUGACAUAUAUGAAAGUCUCGAAAGAGGUAUCAAGUACAGUGCAAAUUGAAGACAUAUUUUAAACAUGUUAAAAGGCCACAGUUUUCUAUUUGUUGGUUUACAUAUUCUGGUGGCUAUUUAUAGCCACCGCCUUAUGCUGCCACUUUUGUGGGUCUGUGGGCAUUCCUGUAUAUACACGGGGAUCCUAGCAGCGGAAAUUUGCAGGCAGAAAAUCAAGAAAUUUGAGGUGGUUUUUAUAAUCAAAAUUAAAUGUGUAUGAUUGUAAACAGUUUUUGAAGCCUUUUCAAUAAUAGUUUGUGCUAUGUACAUGAAGAUCAUUCCCAAUUACUGAUGUGUUAUACAUUCCUUGAUUCAUAAAUAUUAAUAACAUACAUGUAACUUCUUUAUAAUUACUAUUUCAAUUAAUUCUUUUCAAUUUUGGUAUGAAGGAUCUUUAGGACAAGCAGGUCUUAAAUUAUAGAUAUUGCCAUAUUGGUACUCCUGCACUUUCGGGGCCUGGGAUGGGGCAAAAGCUGCCAAAAUUUGACCAAUUUGCAAAAAUCUUCUUUACAACAUCUGUAAAAAAAAAGACUAAUGAAUAGUCAGGUAGAACACGGAAGGGGUUUUGGUUCCUGGUUGGGGCCAAAAGAUCACUGCUUAUUUUCUUUAUCAUUUAAAAGACUUCUUUAAUUUUGCUGAUAUGGUAAAACAAAAAUAAAUGCAUAUAUUUAGGAUAAGCAGAAAUGGAUGUACCAAAAUUGUGAAUUUCAUAACCCCAGGAUUCUGACUGGGAUGAGUCCAAAACAGUCAUAUACUGGGUAGUAUUAAUAUACAACAUAUAUUAUGUAAAUAAUAAAUUCAUCAGUAGGGGCACUCUCAGAGGGCUUUGUGUUUCCUUGUUUUAUAUUGCUACUGAAUGUUAGAAUAAUAUUACAUGUAGCUUAGAUAUGCAGAAAAGGAAAAUUAUUCUAGAUUUCAUAGCACUUGGGUCUAGUGAUACUUUUAACUACUACUCAGGUGACCCUUAAGGUCUGUGGGCCUCUUGUUUUAUUUUAUUGGGGUGAAAGCACAUAGUUUAACUUUUAGUAUCAACCAGGGAUAUUGGACUACACCCAGUUUAAUGAAAGGAUCAGGGUUAUAGUCAUCUUAAAAAGAUAGCAUUACUCUUAUUAUUUCAAAAACAAUACACACCAUGUAAUUUUCAAUACUUACCAGAGGUAAUUUAUGGAAAAAUACUUUUGAACAAAAAGCAAUAAGCAAUUUAAUCUCCAGAAAUGUGAUUCAUACUACUUACCUAUAGUAAUUCAAUGCAUGGACCAGAGGAAUGAAGUAUCGGCUCAUUGCUUGGUGUAGUGUAGUCAGGGGAGGCACACUGCAUGCAGGCCCACAAAACAUCUUUGUGACCUAAAUAUACACCAGGUAUUAACCAGUGAUAAACAAGGGGGUUGUAAACAGAGUUGAAAUAAUAUGUAUCUUACAUAUUUAAAGUUUUGUGUCACAUGGACCAGUGACAGUCAGGUUUGCCCCAGGGAUCAGUUUUCUAUCUAGCUAUGGUAUUUGUGACACUAGGAUUGUGCUCGAGCCACUGAGCUGUGAAACGUAUGACUAGAAUAUAGUUAUUACAGAUUCCUCUUGGAUUUCCCUGCUCUCAGUCAACUGGAACAUUUCAAAUUGUUGUGCAGGACUUGUGACCAUCUGCUGUUUACCUGGAUUAUACUUUGUUAAUUGGAGUUUAAUUUUUAUAAAUGAUGAGAUUGCGAAGAAAGAAAAAAGACAAGAAAAAGAAUGGGGAGAUGAAGUCAGCCACGCUGAGCAGCACAACACAACAUACUCCUCCACCGGAGAGGAAAAGCAAGUUCUCUUCCUUUGGGAAAAUAUUCAAACCCUGGAAAUGGAAACGGAAGAAAAAGAGUGAAAAGAUCGAGAGGGCAGCCAAAGAAAUUGAAAGAAAAAUUUCAAUUAGGUCAACACGAGAAGAAUUAAUACGCAAAGGUGUGUUAAAAGAUGUUGAUGCAGAUGUGACAUCAAAGCAGGCAUCAGGUGAUCCCAAGCCUGCUGAGAAUGCCCAAAGUCUGCAGGUGGAAGUUACCACAAAUCCUAAUCAUGUGGGCACAAAGGCUGUCACAGAAGUUAAUUCAUCGGAAAUAUCAUCAUCAGCGUGUAAUGGAACUGCCACAGUAGACACUGUUUCCAUGGAAACUACACCAGUUACUAUAACAACCCAAGCAGAGAUCACUUCCUGCUCAGCGAAUACAACUGCAUCAGUGUUGACUACAGCUCAGGUCAGACCGAUGGUAUUCCCACAUCUUCAGGGCACCAGCACACCCGAUUCUGCUGUGUCCAACACAGCGUUUGAACAAGCACCACCUCCAGAAGAAAAACCCGUUGAUCCACCUCCCCAACUCUCUCCAGGGAAGGAAGAGGCGGCUGAGGAGCCUGUGGAAUUCAGUGAUCCAACUGGAACAUUCCAGAUAGCACCUGCUUCUGACUGGGACAACUUGAAACUACCUAAAAAGAGUGCAUUAAAGGGGGCAGGGCCAGCUGACUCACCCCCAGCAACUGAUUUUCCCUCUGUUCAUUUUUCACAUGUAGAAACCAUAGAAUCACCACCCAUGGAAGAGACAGUACAAGCCAGUGAACCAAAGUCCUCACCAAAAGCAACACCAGUAGCAGCACCUAGGCCAAAACUCAGAGGGGGCCUUGUAAAAUUUACAGCUAGUGAUAAUAAAGAAAACCAAACUGACACACCUGUGGCCAAACCGUCUUUCACAAACAGUCAAGUAGACAAAGGCACCAGGCCAGAUUAUAACCCUGCAGAUGACUCCUCAUCUGAUGAUGAGGAGAUUCGUUAUCGUGAUGAUGAGGAGGAGGAUGAGGAGGAGGUUGUGUCAUCACUUGCAGCAAAGGUGGCUCGACAAGAUAGUUUGGCCCGGUUCCUCAGCAACCGACCUUCAAGAAUAGAACUUGUGGAGAAAAACAUUAUUCAGGAAAAAACGAUAUCACAGAAAGUGGAAGACAGACAUGCCAUUGGUAGCAAAUUGAUCAGGCGACUGAGUUUGCGACCGACACAGGAAGAGUUAGAGCAGAGGAAUAUUCUCCACACCCAGUCUAUUGACCAGGCGGAGAAGGAUAAGGAGGAAAAGAAACGAUACCUCAUAAGAAAGUUGAGCUUUAGACCCAGUAUAGAGGAAUUAAAAGAGAGAAAGAUCAUCAAAUUCAAUGAUUAUGUUGAGUGGACAGAUGCCCAUGAAUAUGAUAGACGGGCGGAUAAACCAUGGACCAGACUGACGCCCAAGGACAAGGCUGCUAUUAGAAAAGAAUUGAAUGAAUUUAAGAGUAAAGAAAUGGCUGUUCAUGAGGAGAGCAAACAUCUAACAAGAUUUCACCGCCCUUGACAAUAAUUCUGAUAUUUCUGUUGACAAUGUCCAGGAACAAAGGGCCUAUGACAAACACAAACUUUGAGCAGCGGGUCCUGUAUAUUUAAUCGUUUGCUCACGGCACAACAUGAUCAGGGAGUCCAUUAGCAGCUUCUGUUUAUACUUGAUUCCUCUGUGAUGAUCCGUCUUUCACUGCUUCUUGUAGUUAUUGUUUAUCGUCCACAAUAUUCCUAUUCAAGCUUUAGUUUGGGGGGCUCUUAAAAAUUUGUUAUCUAAUUUCAUAAAUUUCUAACAAGAUGGGAUAAUUUAGGUAAUGGAGCUUUUUGAGGCAUUGCUAAUUUUAAGCACAUUCUAAAAUGACUCCCGUUGAGAGAUGCUUAAAAAAAUUGUGUGCAAUAUGAAGGUAUGCCAUAACAAGAUAAAUGACUCCACAGCUGGAGAGCAUGCUGGUGUACUCAUGAGAUGCUGGUGGUGUAUAUCACUGGAGGGUCAUUCACUCACACGUCUACGUAUUUAUCCAUUUUGAGCAGUUUGAGCAAGUUUAUAUCUGGGAAUGCAUUACAUUGAUUGGUUUGUUGGGGGUUUUUUUCACCACGCAUUUAAUGAACAAAACUGAUGUACAAAGAUCUAUUGUAAAGUAUUAAGUCAAAACUUUACAGAGAAAGUUGUUUUAACUAAUCAUAACGAGACUGGAAAUUCCUUUCUUUUAUGAGAGAGAACAUAGAUUUUUCAUAUUCACCAAGUCUCAUUUCAUUUUUCAAAAAUUUUGGGGUAGACUUUCGUUAAAAGUGUAUGAUUUUUUUUUUACGUAAACAUUAGACUGGUGUUAAUUUUACAAUCUGAUCAGAAGAGAAACUUGAUUUUGUAUUGUGUGGUUGUUCUGUGUGUUGCUGAGUGAAUGUCUGGGUUUCAUUGUGAAGACUGAUAUUCAAGAUACAUUAGUAUUCAAAGGUAGAGGUGAUUGCUAGGUAGAAGCUUCAUAGAGUUUUGUUUCAUGGCUUUUUUGACAAUUUUUUGCUUCAUUGCAAUUCACAUGCUUUGUUCUUCUCUGCCAGGAAAGCCAAAAUGAAGUCAAGAUGAAAAAUAGGAUAAUAUUAUAGAUUCUUAAGUAAGCUUUGUAUUUAAAAAAACCAAAUAGUUUAAUACAAGAUUUGAUGUUAAAAGGCCUGUAUGUUUGAAUUUUUAAUAUUGGGUGUUGUUAACAAAAGGAGAUGCAUUUAAAUGCGGAAGCUAUUGUACAUAAAGUGUGCUUAUUAUCAUUAAUUUAUGAUCAGUGAUAGUGCUAUGUUUUCUUCUAAAACGGCCUUUACUUCGGUUUUGUAUUCAUGGCUUUCUUGUGUAUUAAACUAAUGGUAAACUGGUACUCAACUAUAAACAGUAAACUGGUACUAAGGGAGAUAAUCCUGGUACCACUAUAUGACACUUGGUGUCUUGUAUCAGUAAACCUCAUCAGUUCACACUCAUUCCAUCAUUACAUUUUGUCCGAAGGAAUAAUGAAUUCACUUCUGAACAUUUCUGUGAUAAUGUAAAUCAUUUGCUCUCACUUUUAGAAACAGAUGGUAAUUUUUAAUUAUAUAUGUACAUGUAUAAUAAAAAAAAAAUAUUGGAUGUAAACAUGUACAGCCUUAUUCUGUCAAACUUUGUAAUACAUCAUUUGUGAAUAUGGUCUAUAGAUGUAACAGUACAUGGGUUCAUGAAUUUAGCCCAUCAUUUUUAUACUGUUGAUACAGUAAAAGUUAUGAAUAAACUGUAUGAAAUACUU
Messenger RNA from Ostrea edulis (European flat oyster), 6056 nucleotides. RefSeq names its product phosphatase and actin regulator 4B-like. The coding region runs from base 2663 to 4312 and encodes 549 amino acids. The transcript is spliced from 13 exons. The record is from RefSeq and is a predicted model, not a curated record. NCBI's taxonomy places the organism in Eukaryota, Metazoa, Mollusca, Bivalvia, Ostreida, Ostreidae. Gene Ontology annotation, biological process: actin cytoskeleton organization. Gene Ontology annotation, molecular function: actin binding.